Molecule: messenger RNA, 3849 nt
Organism: Alnus glutinosa
Lineage: Eukaryota; Viridiplantae; Streptophyta; Magnoliopsida; Fagales; Betulaceae
Product: centromere/kinetochore protein zw10 homolog
Exons: 14
Coding region: 131-2434 (767 amino acids)
Biological process (GO): endoplasmic reticulum to Golgi vesicle-mediated transport; mitotic spindle assembly checkpoint signaling; mitotic cell cycle
Cellular component (GO): nucleus; RZZ complex; chromosome, centromeric region
Source: RefSeq, a predicted model, not a curated record
CCUCACCACAGUCCACAACUCCAAAAACUUCCCGGCGCACGUUAGGCCUCUCCGCCAUCUAAUCCUACACUAGCAUUCAAAAACCGCCUGGCAUCCCAGCACAGCCGUGGGAUCGCGGCGAGGCCACAUCAUGGACGCGCUCUUCGACUCGAUCAAUGUCCGGGAUCUUCUCUGUGCCCGGGACCUAUCGGACCCGACCUGCCCGCUCUCCGCACCGGAUCUCCGCCUCCUCAUCCAAAGGCUUGAGUCCCACUCGCUCCACAUCAAGUCCAAGGUCGGCUCCUACCUCCUCUCCCACCACCACCACUUCGCCUCCCUUUUCUCCCUCUGCAACGACGCCGUUUCGCACUCCGACCUCAUCUCCUCCAACCUCUCCGAUCUUCUCCGGUUUAUCUCCGACCGUCCGAUCGACGUCGAGAUUCGGGACUUGAUGGAGGAGCUGAGCGAGAAGACCAGGGAGGCGAGGACCAGGAGGGAGUUGUUGGAGCUGGCGAGGGCAGUUGUGGAAAUUAGCGAGAGAUUGAAGGGCGUGAGGGAGGGGAUCAGGAAUGGACGGCUGAAAUUCGCUGCUGAGGAGGUGAGGGAGUUGAAGAUGGCGCUUAGGGUUCGUGACGGUGGUGACGUGGCUGAUGAGAGUGUGAGAGAGAGAGAGCCGGUGGUGUACGGGCUGUUGAAGAAGGAGUGGUCGGAUUGCUUUGAACAGAUUCAAGAGGUGCUAGUGAAUUUCAUGAAAAAUGCGGUGCGCUUCGAGCGAGACACUAAUAGACUACUAGUCGGGUAUCGGCUGAGCCUUGACGGAGUUGAUGGGAUUGAGCUCCAAACAGUUCUUGAAGCCAUGGAUGUGGUGGGAAUUUUGGAUUAUGGGCUUGCUAAGGUAGCGGAUUUGAUAAUCAAGUAUGUUGUCUCGCCGGCCGUAAAUCCAGGAUCACCGAUUUCAUUUGUAGAAGAGUUAAAUCAAGACUCGAAAGGAAUGACUGAAGCAGUAUUGAAGAUAGUACCAUCAGUAGAACCUAAGAUUGAAAAUGUUGAAGGUGAGGCAAUCUAUUCAGCAAUUAUACAGCUCAUUAAGUUUAUUGGCAAAUGCAUAUGCUUUGAGAACGGUUCAUGGAUUCAAUCUUUUGGAAGAUUGACAUGGCCUAGGAUAUCGGAGCUGAUUAUUUGUAACUUUCUUUCCAAGGUUGUACCUGAGGAUGCUUCAAAACUUGCCGAUUUUCAGAAGAUCAUCGAAAGUACUUCUCAGUUUGAGACAGCUUUAAAGGAAAUUAUGUUUAUUUCAGCAUCCGAUAACAAGGAUGAAAGGUUGAGCAACUUCGCUGAAAAUGUUGAGGUUCACUUUGCAUCUAGGAGAAAGACAGAAAUCUUGGCAAAGGCUCGAAAAUUGCUUCUACAAUGCAACUUUGACGUCCCUCAAGAGUACACAAGGAGAGGUCCUAUGUUGAAGAAGGAUAGAACAGCCGUAAAUUCUUAUGAACAAGUUGUUGACCUGCUUUUUCUGUCCGAGAGGUGUGUGGUGUCUAAAGCAGCGACUCAACUUAUGGAGCUAGUGCAUCAGACACUUAAGGAUGUUUGUUUGUCUUCCACAAGAGUUGCUCUAGAAUUCUAUCGUGCGGCUAGGGAUGCUAUACUUCUCUAUGAAGUUGUCAUUCCUGUCAAGCUAGAAAAGCAGCUUGAUGGCAUCAAUCAGGUUGCUGUUCUCAUGCACAAUGACUGUCUUUAUCUAUCUCAAGAGAUACUUGGGCUUGCAUUUGAGUAUCGUUCAGACUUUCCAAGUUCCAUUAAGGAACAUGCUGUAUUUGUUGAUAUGGCUCCAAGAUUUCAUCUUAUGGCAGAAGAAAUAUUGCAGAAGCAAAUUCAGCUUAUUUUAUAUAAUUUGAAAGAGGCUGUAGAUGGUGCUGAUGGAUUCCAGAAUACCCAUCGGAAGCAACAAUUCGAAUUAGCAAAGUUUAGUAUAGAUCAGGUCAUUUUCAUUCUGGAGAAAGUGCAUAUCAUAUGGGAGCCACUAUUGCUACCUUCAACUUACAAGAGAAGCAUGUGUAUGGUUUUAGAGUCAGUUUUUUCUAAAAUUACGAGAGAUAUUCUCCUUUUGGAUGAUUUAGCAGCAGAUGAGACGCUACAGCUUCAAAGACUGAUUUAUCUGAUGUUGGAAAAUCUAUCUUCUUUGUUUGAAUCCCUGGAUGCUGUCAGCCGAAAGGAGAAGUCACGAGAGGACCCUACACCCUCUCUUGAUAAUCUCAUACCAUCUUUAUGUAAAAUCCGUAAACUGGCAGAAUUAUUAGAUAUGCCUCUCAAAUCCAUUACAACUGCUUGGGAAAGUGGAGAACUGGUCAGUUGUGGUUUUACAGUAUCAGAGGUGAAAGAUUUCAUCAAAGGCAUAUUUACAGACUCACCCUUAAGAAAAGAAUGCUUAUGGAGGAUAGAAAAUCCCAGCUUUUAAAAAUUUUAUUCAAUUUUUCCUUAAAUUUCUGCCAGAAAUAGGGGAAGAGUAAGAUAAGAUAGUAACAACUUCUCACGGCACCAAGGCACCAAAGAUAAGAGUUUAUCCGUAGGGGAAAUACAAUGAAAGAGAAAGCAAAAAAAUGUAUUCAUGAGUUCUUGUAAGCUUGUCAGUUUUUUUUUUCCUCCUCUCUUUCUAUUGGAGGUGGGGGGCUGAGGUUGAAUAGGAAACUGAGAAUGUGUUGAAAGUAUAGGUGAUGUAUAUGUAUGUAAAAUGAUUAUUGUUUUUCUUCAAGCCCAUUUAUCACCCUCACUGAAUGGAAUGGAUUGAGCUAGCAUUGCAAAGAUGGAGUCGUUUGGAGAGCAGCCAAGUUGAAUCCUUCAGCCGCACAUUGUAACAGCUCAAGCACAAAGCAACCAUCUAGCACUGUCAUUUGGACAAAUUCAUUGCUACUAAGAGUGGUUAACCCUUUGUAAAGGGUGCAUGUGUUUUUUUAAAGUUUUCUUACAAGUUAAAAGAUGGUGUUUUAAGUCAUGCAUGGUACGAUAGAAGACAUAGUGAAGCAUAUACCACUCAUGGCCAUCCAUUUGGUGAAAGCGUUUGUGAUCUUGGUGGUAAGGCCUCAGGGAGAGACUAGUUCAAGAACAUAAGCUUUUUACUUGCUUUCUUAUUCUUGUAGGCCGUGGGGGACUCCACAAAUGCACAUCGUUUUUUGUAAACAUGAUGCAUCAUUUUAAUUCGUUUGCUUAAGUUUUUCUUCAUGGAGAUCAACCAAUCUUAUUGUGGAUUGCAGUGAUUUUGAUGGUUCAUGUUGUUAUGCCAGCUUAACCAUUAGAGUCACUACAAUUCAUAAUAAGAAUGGUUGAUCUUCAUCGAAGAAAACUUAAGCAAGCGAGUAAAAAUGAUGCAUUAUGUUCACAAAAAAAUGGUUUGCAUUUAUCAGGUCCCCCACGGCCUAUGAGAAAGCGAGUAGAAAGCUUAUGUUCCCCAAUUGGUCUCCCUGGGGCCUUACCACCAUGAUGGCGAAUGCCUACGCCAAAUGGAUGACCAUAAGUGGCAUACCCUUAACCUUGUCCUCUAUCGUACUAAGUAUGACAUAAAACACUAUCUUUUAACUUCUAAGAAAACUUGAAGAAAGCGCAUGCACCUUUAACGAAAGGUCAAUCACUUAACAACAAUGAGUUUGUCCAAAUAACAGUGCUAGAUGGUUGCUUUGUGCUUGAGCUCUUACAAUGUGCUGCUGAAGGAUUCAUGUGACUUGGCUACUCUCCAAACAACCUCGUCUUUGCAAUGCAUGACUCAAUCCAUUCCAUUCGGUGAGAAUUGAUAAUGUUGUUCUACUCUUUAUACUCGAUCUGCUUAUGGGGCUUCAAUUAGGAAACGCAAAAAAGAAAUGUAGCCAAGCUUUUACCUCA